Messenger RNA from Culicoides brevitarsis, 3082 nucleotides. It is a transcript of the gene Fs(2)Ket, whose product is annotated as importin subunit beta. Gene Ontology annotation, molecular function: small GTPase binding; nuclear import signal receptor activity. Gene Ontology annotation, biological process: protein import into nucleus. Lineage: Eukaryota; Metazoa; Arthropoda; Insecta; Diptera; Ceratopogonidae. The transcript has 6 exons. Gene Ontology annotation, cellular component: cytoplasm; nucleus. Bases 171 to 2816 code for a protein of 881 amino acids. The record is from RefSeq and is a predicted model, not a curated record.
UCGACGCCGAACCGCAUUACUUAAGGAAACAAUUCACAUGGAUCGAAAGAAACUGUUUUCACACAAUUAAAAUAAAAGUAAAUUUAUAGUUUCACUGAUUGUUUUGAAAAUAAGAUCUAAGUUUCAUUCUAUACUUACGCAAAUUAAACAAAGAGAAAUAGUUCGCCAAAAUGACGAUGCAACUAGUUCAGAUUCUAGAAAAAACUGUCUCGUCAGACAAAAAUGAGCUGGAAGCGGCAAAAAUUUUUCUUGAACAAGCGGCAAACACAAACAUUCCUGAGUUUUUGAAGGCUCUGUCUAAUGUUUUGGUGGGGUCCGGAAACAGUGUUGUCGCCCGUAUGGCCGCUGGCUUGCAACUUAAAAAUCAACUCACUAGCAAAGAUAAUCACAUUAAGCUGCAAUAUCAACAAAGAUGGUUAGCAUUCCCGGAAGAUGUGAGAGAAUAUGUAAAAAAAAAUGUACUCGAUGCUCUAGGAAAUGAGAAUACACGACCGUCUUCAGCUGCCCAAUGUGUUGCAUAUAUUGCUGUUGCGGAGCUUCCGGUUGGCCAAUGGAACUUUCUCAUGCAAACGCUUGUCAAUAAUGUAGUUUCUGAUGGUUCGACAGAGAAUGUGAGGGAAGCAACAUUAGAAGCAAUCGGCUACAUUUGUCAAGACAUCAAUUCUGAUGUGCUCGAACAACAAUCAAACAUAAUAUUAACUGCUAUAAUUCAUGGUAUGCGAAAAAGCGAAACAAGCAACCAUGUUAGAUUAGCAGCUACAAAUGCUCUCCUUAAUUCUCUUGAAUUUACAAAAGCAAACUUUGAUAAGUUAUCAGAAAGAAACUACAUAAUGGAAGUAGUGUGUGAAGCUACUCAGUCAUCUGAUACGCAAAUUUGUGUUGCUGCGUUGCAGUGUUUAGUGAAAAUUUUGUCGCUUUAUUAUCAAUACAUGGAACCGUAUAUGGCACAAGCUUUGUUUCCAAUUACUUUAGAAGCAAUGAAAUCGGAGAAUGAUCAGAUUGCACUACAAGGAAUAGAAUUCUGGUCAAACGUGAGUGAUGAAGAAAUCGAUCUUGCCAUAGAAAGUCAAGAAGCAGCAGAAGCAGGAAGACCACCUCCGCGUGUUUCUCGACACUACGCUCGCGGCGCUCUGCAAUACCUGGUGCCCAUCCUCAUGGAAAAGCUUACAAAGCAGGAAGAAGUAGAUGAUGAGGAUGAUUGGAACCCCUCUAAAUCCGCUGGAGUAUGUCUUAUGUUGUUAGCUACUUGUUGUGAAAAUGAAAUUGUCGGACACGUUUUACCAUUCAUCAAACAAAAUAUUAAGUCACCGAAUUGGCGAUACAGAGAUGCCGCUCUGAUGGUGUUUGGUUCUAUUUUGAGUGGAUUAGAUAAAAGUACUUUGAAACCAUUAGUGGAACAAGCAAUGGCUACUUUGAUUGAACUGAUGUAUGACGAAAGUGUUAUUGUAAGAGAUACUGCUGCAUGGACUUUUGGUCGUAUUUGCGAGGUUAUUCCGGAAGCAGCUAUAAACGAUACUUUUUUGAAACCAUUGCUGGAAAGUCUGUUAAACGGAUUGAAAGCUGAGCCUAGAGUUGCGGCAAACGUUUGUUGGGCUUUCACUGGUCUGUCUGAAGCCGCGUAUGAUGCAGCUGAUGCAUUUAAUGAUGAUACACCAGAAACAUAUUGCUUAUCAAAAUACUUUGAAUUCAUCAUACAAAGUUUACUCGAAGCCACUGAUAGAGUUGAUGGAUCACAAGCUAAUCUUCGAUCAGCGGCAUAUGAGGCUUUAAUGGAAAUGAUCAAAAACUCACCAAAUGAUUGUUAUAUAACUGUUCAAAAAACAACCAUGGUUAUUUUAGAGCGCCUAAAUCAAGUAUUACAAAUGGAGUCACAUAUAUCAAAUCAUAAUGAUAGGCACCAAUUCAAUGAUUUGCAAUCACUUCUUUGUGCAACAUUGCAAUCGGUUUUAAGAAAAGUUGAAGCUAAUGAUGCUCCACAAAUUUCAGAUGCUAUAAUGACCGCUCUUUUAACCAUGUUCAAUUCAAAUUCUGGCAAAGUAGGAGGAGUACAAGAAGAUGCAUUGAUGGCUGUCUCCACUUUGGUUGAUCUACUUGGUGAACAAUUCAUAAAAUAUAUGGAUGCCUUCAAGCCCUAUUUGUAUAUGGGAUUGAAAAAUCAUCAAGAAUACCAAGUAUGUUGUACGGCAGUUGGACUAGCUGGUGACAUUUGUCGUGGUCUCAAAAUAAAAAUUCUGCCAUACUGUGAUGAAAUAAUGACACUUUUGUUGGAAAAUUUAAAUGAUCCACAAAUACAUCGCAGUGUUAAGCCACAAAUAUUGUCAGUGUUUGGAGAUAUGGCUUUAAGUAUUGGUUCGGAAUUCAAAAAGUAUCUCAAUGUCGUUCUUCAAAUGUUAGUUCAAGCGGUUCGCGUUCAAAUAGACCCCAAGGAUUAUGACAUGAUUGAUUAUAUGAAUGAACUUCGUGAAAGCAUUUUGGAAGCUUAUACGGGAAUCAUACAAGGUUUAAAAGGAAUAGAGGAAACUCCACACCCGGACGUAAAACUAAUGGAGCAACAUGUCCCUUUUAUCAUCGAAUAUAUUAUCUCCAUUGCACAAGAUCGUGAAAUAUCGGACAGCAGCAUUGCAAUUAGUGCAGGUCUGGUUGGUGAUCUAUGCUCAGCUUUUGGAGCUCCAUUAGCUCCUUUAUUAGAAAACGAACAGUUAAUAAAUUUGCUGCAUGAAGGUAAAAAGUCAAGGACUAAUCGCACCAAAACUUUAUCUAGCUGGGCUUUAAAAGAAAUCCGUAAAAUCAAAACACUUCAGGGAAAUACAAGCUGAUCUGAUUUAAUCAAACAUUACAUCAAUGUUAUGCCGGAAUGUGACAGACCUUUUUAUGACAGUACUCUUCACUUGUGAAUUUAUCUUAUACCUAUGUAUCUGUUAUUCAAUUUUAAAGAUCAUUUCAAAGAAACAAAAAAAAAAUUAUGAAAUUAAAUGAUUUUUUACAUUAACUGCUUAGCCUAUAAAAAUAUUGUUGUACGAUUAUAUUUAGAGUCAAAUUUAUGGCAUGUAAUGAAUAAUUGACUAAUAAAUAUCUUAUUGAU